AUGACAACUAAGUACCGGAAAGAAACCGACAUACGCAAAUAUCAGCUUCACGCUUCACCGCCGGCCCUCGAAACGACGCACCCGACUCUCCUCGCCCCUCAUACUUUUGUACCCACUUGCACUCACCCUUGUACCCUACCUUCCCCCCCCCCUUGUAUACGGGAUGCCUCCAAAGCAGUGAACCCCCAUCAAAGGGUCAUCCAUUUCUUCUGUUAUGCCAAGUACCAAGGGUACUGUAGACAGCCGACGCAACAACUCGCUGUCACUCUCCUUUCAUCUCUCUCGACCUUGAAUUCCCAAACACAUCUACUGCUCCUUUCACGCUCUACACCUAUUGCACCUUCUACACCUAUUGCACCAGGUACCUGA
Molecule: messenger RNA, 369 nt
Organism: Chondrus crispus (carragheen)
Lineage: Eukaryota; Rhodophyta; Florideophyceae; Gigartinales; Gigartinaceae
Exons: 1
Coding region: 1-369 (122 amino acids)
Source: RefSeq, a predicted model, not a curated record